Molecule: messenger RNA, 2664 nt
Organism: Schistocerca serialis cubense
Lineage: Eukaryota; Metazoa; Arthropoda; Insecta; Orthoptera; Acrididae
Gene: morula
Product: anaphase-promoting complex subunit 2
Exons: 14
Coding region: 167-2533 (788 amino acids)
Biological process (GO): ubiquitin-dependent protein catabolic process
Cellular component (GO): anaphase-promoting complex
Molecular function (GO): ubiquitin protein ligase binding
Source: RefSeq, a predicted model, not a curated record
CAGUGGUACAGUUUUCAAAUGCCAAGAUGUGAGUGAUUUUAUUUGAGAUGUAAAUAUGUUUUUGUUAUCACAGGGAAUAAGUGGUCGUAUGGUGAUAGUUUACCCGGAAUAAUGUCUCUCAGCAUUAGAACUAUUCCAGAAAUAUUACAGUCUCUAAGAUAAGAAGAUGUCAAACGCAAGUGUACAGACACUCGAAAUUCCGUCGAAGGUGUAUGAGAACUUCCUUGCAGUUUUUCCGAUUUUAAAAGCGGAGGAACCUGUUAGUGGCUCCCAAGACACUUCCUUCAUAGCUGAUGUUGUCAGAGAACACAAUCUUGGUCAUUUUCUUGAAGAUUUAGUUCUGUCUCGGAUACAGAAGAUUUUACGACAGAAAAUAGCUCCUGAAUUUUGGAGCAAGUUUUCUGGAAGUGAAGGUGAAAAUGAAGGCUUUGGAAGAUUUAAAGAUGCUGUGAAUAAUUUAUACAACCGACUGCAUCAGUUUCUCCCAAUCCUGGAGAAACUGGAAAAAUUACAUGAUCUGUCAGCCUCUAAGAAUCAUCUUACCUUUGGUCAGAGAUCUGUAGUGGAAGAAUUUAAAGUUUUAUUGAGGGCAACACUACAUUCACAGCUUCCAUUAAACCAUUCUGCUAUAACUGAAGAUUUCUACAGGAGGUCAUUUAAAGUAUUCUGCAACUCUGAUAAAACUGAAUCAGAUAUAGAUGAAGUCGCAGAUAGUGAAAAUGUGGUGUGUGGAGGUUGUGGCACUGAAAUUGAGGGUUGUCAGUGUCGAGCCAUAUUGGAUGCCUUUCAUGAGACAAAUAGGAAACUGAUUGAGAUGGAGCUGUUGGAGAGACUUUCCAGUGAAGUCAUAACUUCUCUAAUCCAUGUUCGGAUUGAAAAGCAUGUACAUGACAGUUGCAAAGGAAGUUUUGAUACAUCAUACCUUGCAUCUUUAGAUGAAUGGCUGGAAACUGUUGUAAUGGGAUGGCUGACUCGAAUUUAUUGUGCUGGAACUGAUGCAGCCCCACCUAGCACACGCUCCACACAAGAAGCUCUCAAUAAAUUCAAGCAGAAGCUCUCUCACUUUUUGUAUGAGACAUAUACCCGGACACGUAUUGAGCAGUUGUUUAAUAUUAUUAUUGAAUAUCCAGAUUCACAGCCAGCAGUUGAAGAUCUUCGUGUGUGUUUACAAAAAACAGAUCUUCGCAAAACCCUAGUGCAACGACUACAAAGGGCACUGGAAACUCGACUCUUGCAUCCUGGUGUCAAUACUGGUGAUAUUCUGACUGCUUAUGUUGCCGCUAUUCGUGCCCUUCGACAACUGGACCCCUCAGGAGUACUGUUGGACACUGUAACACAGCCUGUACGGCAGUAUUUGCGUCAUCGAGAUGAUACUGUGCGAUGUGUAGUGAGCAGUCUUACUGAAGAAGAUCCAAAUGAACUGGCAGAUGAACUUGUGCGAGGUGAAGUUCUUGCCCUGGAUGAAGGUUCGAUCUCAGAUGAUGAUGCGACCACUGAUUGGGAGUCCUGGACACCAGACCCAGUUGAUGCUGAUCCUUCAAAACCUUCAAAAAGUCGCCGUACUUCUGACAUAAUAUCUAUGUUGGUCAAUGUAUAUGGUAGCAAGGAUCUUUUUGUUAAUGAAUAUCGCACUUUGCUUGCUGAUCGCUUGCUGUCACAAUUUAAUUACAACACGGAAAAGGAAAUUAGAUACCUUGAACUCUUGAAACUGAGGUUUGGUGAAGCUCAGUUACAUUACUGUGAAGUAAUGCUGAAAGAUGUGUAUGACUCAAAGCGAAUAAAUGCACACUUGCAUUCUGAUCCUAACUUCAGUCUUGAACAACAGAAGUUUCCAGUGUGUGCUAUGGUCCUCUCAGCACAGUUUUGGCCACCAUUUAAGGGUGACACAUUAGAGCUGCCGCCCUUUAUAAAGGAACAUCUUGAUGUUUAUACAAAAGCCUUUGAAACACUGAAGGGUAACAGAACACUCUGCUGGAAGCCACAUUUGGGUGCAGUAAAUCUUGACAUCGAGUUGAAAGAUAGAAAUAUUAAUUUGACUGUAUCUCCAAUCCAUGCCACUAUUAUUUGGCAUUUUCAAACAAAGAACCAGUGGACUAUUGAAGAACUCAGUCAAGAAAUGCGAGUUGCUCCAACAAUCUUAAGAAGAAGGAUGGCGUUUUGGCAGUCACAGGGUUUGGUGAGAGAAAUGUCCACUGACAACUUUGUUCUUGUGGAGGAGACAGUUCCUCGAUCACGAGGUCCUACUGCGUCAGAUAUGAUGUGUGAAGAUGAAGAGGCAGAGAGCCCCAUGGCCUCUGCACAUGACCAGCGGGAAGAAGAGCUUCAGGUAUUCUGGUCAUAUAUUGUUGGAAUGCUCACAAAUUUGGACUCGAUGCCUCUAGAGCGGAUACAUCAGAUGCUCAAAAUGUUUGCGUCACAGGGACCAACAUCUGUGGAAUGCAAUAUACAAGAACUAAGACAUUUCCUUGACAGAAAAGUUCGUGAACAUCAGUUGCUGUUCAGUGGCGGGUACUAUCGCUUACCUAAAUCAUAGACAGCAAAUGAAACAAGGUCACCAGCUACACGGCAGCACACAGUUGUUCUUUAAUUGUACAUAAAUGUUUGAAAUUGUAAUUAAUUAUGCUGUAUACAAUGUAAUUAAAAGAAAUUACUUUUGUAUUCUAA